AGGGAAGGGUUAAGGCGUGAUGAAGCUGGUUGGAAACGAGCUGAGGUUGGAGUGCAGGGAAGGCGGCUGCUGGAGAUGCAGAGAUAGAGAGAGAGAGAGAGGGUGGAGGAGGAGCAGCAGCAUUAAAUAUGGACGGCCCUGGAGUGGGACUGCUGCAACCAACCGUCUGCUCUCUGUAAAGACCAGAGAAUAAUGUUACACAUUUGCAGAUCCGCCGCUUUACUGCUCUGUUUACUCGGCUGCAAUGUGUGGAAAGCGGUUACAAAAACCUUACGCGACCAGCAUGCACAAGAGGUGACGCUCAGGGUCCACGUGAGUGAUUCAAGUACUCAUCAGCCUCUGGCUAAAGCCUUCAUUGAGAUUUUUACCAACCAGACCUCCUUUGCCUCAGGAUAUUCAGGAGCAGACGGGGUGGCCUUCAUCAAGUUUGACUACACGCUCGGAACGCCACUGCUCAUCGCUGCAACACAACGUGGUUUCCUGCCAAAUUCCUCGCCAUGGCAAGCCACCAAACCACCCUUGUUUUCAUCAUUGAGCCUGCUUCUACAGCCUGAACGGUCAGCAACCCUGAUGGUGUAUGAAGACAUUGUUCAGAUUGUCUCAGGAAUUCAGGGCGCUUUAAUACAGCCGAGCGUCCAGUUCCAGAGACGGUUACUAAGCUUGCCAAAGAACUCAACCUAUAGAAACCUGACUGCUUUUCUAACAGUGGCCGUUACCCCUUGGGAGGUUGGCAGCUUCCCAUAUCUCCAAGGAAUCAAUGUAAAUCGUACAGGAAACAGCAGCAAGUUUGAGUUGACCCCUGUCACAGCAGUGAGCAUUCAUUUGUUGAAUAGUGAUGGAAGUGAAAUCCAAGUGAAUGGCCCCAUCUAUGUGACAGUUCCAUUGCCAGCCAACAGCCCGUUGAAGCAAGGUGAUGCUCUUCCAGCAUGGAAGUUUGAUAAGAAAAUUGGUGCUUGGCUGAAGAGCGUACUGGGCCUUGUACAAAAAGAAGGAGACCAGCUGACCUGGACGUACAUCGCUCCUCACUUGGGUUACUGGGCUGCAGCCAUGUCUCCUCAAAGCCCAGGUGGUUUGGGUACUGUUGGAACCAAGGACAUCACAGUCUAUCAUACGGUCUUCCUGCUGGCCAUUCUAGGAGGGAUGGCUGUCAUUCUGCUGGUUCUGCUUUGCUUACUCAUUUAUUAUUGCAGGAGGAAGUGUUUGAAACCUCGUCAACACCAUAGGAAAAUUCAGCUGUCUUCUGCACUGGACAGUUCCAAGAAGGACCAAGCAACUUCAAUGUCUCACAUCAACUUGAUCAGUGCAGUCCAUAUGGAACUGGUCUCCUCAGGUGGGGAAGCAGAUGUGCAUACGCCAAUGCUGAAACCUUCCUACAGCACAUCCCGAGAAUUCAGUUCUCGAGAAGAGUUAAUUUCACACAAAGUCCCUGUUCUGAGGGACGCACUAAACGAAGAUUAUCUGGGAUCCUCGGGAACCUUUCCCCUCAAGGUGGCCAGGUCCAUUAAUAUUUCGGAGGAUUUUGAAUCUCCUAUGCGAGAGAGGAGUUACAAUUCAGUGGCGUCUCAGCCGUUACUGGAAAAAAGGGAUAAGGAAGUUCAAGCUUCAGGAAGCUUUUUUCCCAUUGACAAUAAAGGUUGUAUCCGAGAGCCAACUUAUCAAUUGUCGUGUGUUCCUGACAAAGCACAACAAAUGGACCGAAAAGCAGUCGAUUACAAGAUGUCCCGGUCAGUUGACCACCUCGAACGACCAACAUCGUUUCCUCAGCCAGGCCAGUUGAUCUGUUGCAGUUCAGUAGAUGAAGUGAAUGACAAUGUUUAUAGGAAAGUGCUACCCACCUUGGUCAUUCCUGCCCAUUACAUGAAGUUGCCAACGGAAUACCCUUCUGCAGGGCAACUUUUGACCAGCCCAGCGGAGCAAGAGCUUGAGUUGGAACGGCUACAGACAGAGCUUUCUGUCCCUCAAUUGGCGAUGCCACAAAACUUGUCCCAACAGCAACUAGAGGAAGGAGAAGGCAAAGACUGGAGUCCCCAGUCAUCCUCCAUGUCAGAAUCGGUAUCUAUUCCAGCGUCACUAAGUGAGGCUGCGGUGGCUCAGAUGAAUGGCGAAGUGCAACUCCUUACAGAAAAGGCUCUACUGGAACUCGCUGGAGGAAAGCCUCUUCCUCACCCGAGAGCCUGGUUUGUUUCACUGGAUGGCCGUGCAAACGCCCAGGUUAGACAUUCUUACAUUGACCUGCAGAAAGCUGGAAAAAAUGGGAGCAAUGAUGCCAGCUUAGAUUCUGGUGUCGACAUGAAUGAAUCCAAACCUAGUCGAAAGGGAAAAGAGGCCAGAGAGCGAAAUCUUUCAGGGAGCAUGACCUACACAAGGCUGGUCUAUGUGGAUGAUAUGGAGCAGAGUGGGAGUGAAAGUGGGACAGCUGUCUGCAGCCCAGAGGAUAUCUCAAUAAAACCUCUGUUGGAUGAGUUGGCCAAAAGAAAUAGUGGCAUGACAGAGGGCAUUGAGAAUGAAAACCUGCAGAGAAUUGAAGAAAUCGAGGCACCACUUCCAACAAGUCCAAGCUAUGACAAACAUGUGGACACUGAGGAGCAGAUGCUGAAUAAUGAGAAUGAUCGGAUUAAUGACAAUGAUCAGAUAAAUGAGAAUGACGACAAUGAUAGUUCGGAGGACCAAGGAGAGGAUAAAAAAAGCCCUUGGCAGAAAAGGGAAGAAAGACCCUUAAUUGCUUUUAAUUUGAAAUGAGCAUUUCUCGGCUUACUCCCACUGGAGUACAAAAAAAGUUGCCAAAUAUUCUUUACAAAAGUGCUUGCCCGGUUGAGAGAGCUGAUCUACCCUCGGAAGAAGAAAACGCAUGACCGUUUUCGAAAACUGCAGUAUGAAUGAAAUACUGGUCUUUCGAACACAAUGGAACACAUUCAAUAGGCUUUCAAAGCAAUUGUUUAAGUGAAAGCCUAUGGGACAACCAGAUGAUUAUAGAAAGACAUAAAUGUCUUUAAAUUUAUUUUUUGGCAUAAAUUGCCUAUUGUGUGAAAUAAUGAAUUCCAUGCCAGGUAUUUUACCCAAACAUCCCUGUAGUGGUAACAGUUGAUGAACCUGUAUUGAUUUCUACUUAUUUGUUAGAAUUAUACUGUAAUAGUGUAUUAAAAGGACACACUUAGAUGCUGUGCCCACAGGUAUAGAAUAAUUGAAAAAAAAAGGCUAUGCAUUGCUGCUUUGUAGAAUUAUGUUGCUUGGAUGUCUUUUUAAAUCAUUCGUCGCGUCCACUAUUUGGUGUAAACUAUUUUCUUUAAAGUCCUUUAUCCUAUUAGAUUUAUGUUGAAUGUUCUAGCAUCUUGCUUACCAGUAUGCUGUGAACGACAACUCUCAGUGAUGACAAAAGCCUUUGAUUUAAACCAAACUGCCCUAAAAAAAUCUGGUCCAGUAUUCUCCAAGUGCCUUCAUAGUUUCCAUUUCCAUUACGCAAAUCCUGUUUCAACAGUUCUCAACUCUUGAAAUUCUGCUUUUCAUAAUUGUCAGUUUUUUGACAGUUUAUUGAUUUGCAUGCAACAGUUGUGCUUUUUUUGUCACUUUUAAAAAUGCAACUGUAUCUUGUAGCCUAGCAGUGUGUAUUGUAUUACUGUUUUUUGCUGUUGAACUACAGGUAGACUAGAGGACUUUUAUGAAGAGGUUAAAAAAGUAGCCGUGAAUGGAGGUCCUGUAUGUAUUGUAUGUUUGGAUGCAGUCAAGCAUUUUAAUUGCUAGCAUUAUCCAUGUCCAGUUAUGGAGCUAUGAGUGGUCAAGAAUGAGUGAUUAAUAUGGGUCUCAGCCAACACUUUAUCCUUCUGUAACACCUCAUAGUGCCAGGAUUCCUUUUCUGUGCAAUCUUUUGGAUUGGUUGCUUGUUUCUCUAAGGCUAAUUAUUCAAAAUAAAUCUAUAGAUAAAACCUGAACGUCCUUGUAUUUAUUCUGAAAAGGCUCCCAAUCAGUCCCUUGUUUUUAGACCUAUAUUUAUAGCGUUUCUUUGAAUGAAUAGAAAUUUUCAAAGUGGAUUUGGGCAAUAUUUUUGUUCUUGGGAAUCACGUUAAAAUGUUGAAUUUUGUUGGACAUUUUCUUUACUCAGCUGACCACAUUAGUUUUUUUUAAGUUUGUAAUAAACCUACAUCUGGAAUAA
Callorhinchus milii (elephant shark) is the source of this 4147-nucleotide messenger RNA. It is a transcript of the gene fam171a1, whose product is annotated as family with sequence similarity 171 member A1. The coding region runs from base 193 to 2739 and encodes 848 amino acids. Gene Ontology annotation, cellular component: plasma membrane. The transcript has 8 exons. Gene Ontology annotation, biological process: stress fiber assembly; regulation of cell shape. Lineage: Eukaryota; Metazoa; Chordata; Chondrichthyes; Chimaeriformes; Callorhinchidae. The record is from RefSeq and is a predicted model, not a curated record.